This is a messenger RNA of Condylura cristata (star-nosed mole), 1114 nucleotides long. It is a transcript of the gene AKIP1, whose product is annotated as A kinase (PRKA) interacting protein 1. The transcript has 5 exons. Gene Ontology annotation, biological process: regulation of non-canonical NF-kappaB signal transduction. NCBI's taxonomy places the organism in Eukaryota, Metazoa, Chordata, Mammalia, Eulipotyphla, Talpidae. The coding region runs from base 135 to 827 and encodes 230 amino acids. The record is from RefSeq and is a predicted model, not a curated record. Gene Ontology annotation, cellular component: nucleoplasm.
UCGAAAACGGAAGUAGGGGUCGUGGCGCACCAAAUCAUGGGGCUCCUGCGUCGGAGUCCGCUGGAGAGCGCGCUGGAGACGGACCCGGGGGGCGGCGGUCGCUGGGGCGGUUUUGGUCUGGGUUCCGACCCGGAAUGGGAGCUGGUCUGGGCUGCGGGCGAGCCGCUGGUGUGGGUGUGUCUGUGCCCGCGCAGGGAGCCAUGGAGAACUAUUUGGCAAUAGCGGCGCUGAACGGAAUGGACCGGCGUUCCCUGCAGCGCUCGGCCAGGCUGGGUCAAGAAGUACUGGAGCGGGCCAAGAGGAGAGCGGUGGACUGGCGUUCGCUGGAGCUGCCCGUGGGCGGCGUGGGUGCCUUUUCCGGGGGGAGACCUUCCUACGAAGAAAGACGUCCCGCAACUUAUCCCCAGCACCUUUUUCCAGGAGAGAGAGAAGAAAGAUACCCAACUCUCAGUGCUUCCUUCAGAAUAAUGGCUGAAUUCAUGGACUAUACCUCAAGUCAGUGUGGGAAAUAUUAUUCAUCUGUGCCAGAGGAAGGAGGGGCAACUCACGUCUCACGUUAUCACAGAAGGAAGUCAGAGCUGCACUGGUGCCCUGACGUAGGGAAUGAUCAGAGAAAAGACACAUCCCUUGGAGUUGGAAGCAACUAUCAAAUAUCAGAGUAUGCUCUGGAGGCAUCCAAGCCUGCUGAGCCUAUCUCCAAGGACCUCUACAUAGAAGUAUAUCCGGGUACCUACUCGGUCACUGUGAGCGGAAAGGACUUAACCAAGAAGACUCACGUGGUAGCAGUUGAUUCGGGACAGAGUGUGGACUUGGUCUUCCCAGUGUGAUGUUGACAUCACAGUGGUUGCAUCACUUUUUUUAAGUAGCAAGAAGAAUAAAGCCACCAUAUGAUUCUAUUGUUAACUUACACAUUCAUCCUGCUUUUAGUGCUGAUUGUUGUCAGCCAGCCUUCCUGGGAACUGGAGCUAGUCUCCUUCAGUGCCUAUUUUAACCUGAAAGGAUAGCAGUCCCCUACCCUCCAGUAAUUAUGUAAUUAUUUAAUAAUGCUGUCUGAUCAGUUUUUGCUGCUUGUUUCCCAAAUAAAGGUUAAUUAUUGAUAAUAAAAGGAGAGACU